CCUUUUCCUGUGGUGCCGGGAAAUCGAUCGCCUACCAUGCUAUACUAGGAGGCGGCCACGCACGGCGGGAGGAUUAUUCGCGGCGAGCAAGGAGAGGCGGAGGUGGAUGGCAACAAUGUCGGAGCUGCUCCUUGCUAAAACGUUGACUCGCGAAGUUCUCUUUCUUGGCCCCUUUAAUUAAUGGCAGCCAAGUCCGGCGGCCGCUUGGUGGCGCGGCGCGGCGGCGCGGCGGUCUGCGCCGCCGCCGCCACUGCUUUGCCCACAUCCACCACGGCGUCGCCCCAGCACAUAGCACACUACCUCGCGCAUAACCCUAGGGUGACCUGGGAGGCGCUCUCCGCCACGUUCCCCACCGCCGCCGUCGCCGCCGCCGAGGCUCCCGACAGGCAAGUCGUCGACGCUGUGCUCCUCUCUCUUGCCAAGAACUCUAGCCCCUCGUCCUCCGAGACCAUCGCCAAGAACGCGCACUCCUUCUUCCACUGGUCCGCCGCCGCCGCCUCGCCGUCUCCCCACUCGCUCCGCUCGUACUGCCUCAUCGUCCACCUCCUCUCCCGCGCGUCCCUCAUCAGCCACGCCUCCGUGCUCCUCCAGUCCGCCAUCGCCCGGCACUCCUCCUCUACGCCCGCUUCCUCCUUCCUGGACGCCUUCUUCUCCGCCUACGAGGACAGCGGCGCCGCCGCGACGACCCGGGGCCUCCACCUGCUUGUGCACUCCUACGCGCAGCUGCGCCGUCCGGAGGAGGCCCUGGAGGCUUGCCACUACCUGGCCCGCCGCGGCGUGCUCCCCUCCCUUUCUGCCUUCAACGCCGUGCUGCACGCCGCGCAGCGCACCGGACGGUUCCAGGUCGCCUGGGAGGUGUUCGAGCUAAUGACGCUCAAGCGGGUGUAUGCCAACCAGGGCACCGUCGAGCUUGUUAUCGGCGUGCUGAGCCGGGAGGGUGCACUUGCCAGGAUGGCAGCCCUUGUGGAGAGGAUUCAUGGCAAGAAGUGCACGCCAGGCAUCGUGGCACACGUCGCACUGGCACUGUGGAUCUUCAAGCAGGGCAGGACGGAGCAAGGGACCUUGCUGCUCAGGAGGAUGCUGCAGAGGAACAUUGUGUUCGAUGACAUUGCAUAUUCACUGAUCGUGCAUGCUUAUUGUCUUAAUGGUGAUCUGAAGUCGGCGCGUGAGCAAUGGGACGACAUGGUCCGCCGAGGCUGUCACCUGAACGCUUUUGUGUAUACUUGCUUCAUCGGAGGGCAAUGCCACGAAGGAAAUGUCAAUGAGGCCAUGCAGUUGCUUCAAGAAAUGCUGUCUAUUCGGUUGAAGCCGUAUGAUGCUACGUACAGUCACCUCAUCACAGGGUGCUUUAGACAAGGUAGAGUGGAAAAGGGCUCGGAGUACUUUGAUAAGAUGCUCCAUGAAGGCCUUGUACCGGAUAUUGCCACCUGCAAUGAGAUAUUAGAGGCAAUCUGUGAAGCAGGAGAGGUCGGUAAGGCGAACGAGUUGGUAACCGCAAUGAUAGACAAAGGAAUUAUUCCUGACCAGGAUACAUACUGUAGGCUCAUUGAUGGAUAUGGCAAGGUUGGUGAUUCGCAAGGUAUUAUCAAGAUUUAUCAUGAGAUGGAGCAUAGAAGACUUACUCAUGGUGUUGAAGUAUUUACCUCCGUGAUCAGGGGCCUAUGCCAGUGUGGGAAUCCAAAGGAAGCUGAGAAGUAUGUGACUGUGAUGGAAAGGAAACUGCUGGCUCCGACUAGUGGCAUACACGAUACGUUGAUCAGCAGUUACUGCAAGAAGGGUAACACGAAGAGUGCACUUCGGUUAUACGACAAGAUGAUGACACGGGAUGAGAAGCAAAUCCCCUCUGCAGAUACUUUUAUGAUGCUGGUGAGAAGAGUCAUCAGAGUAAGGACUACUUGUUCCCCUGAUACCUGAUUACAGUAUCUCACAGUGAGAUUGUCGAGAAGGGUCGUUGAUCAGAGAAAAUCUGAAGAGGAUAGGCAAAGGAAUAGGAAGAGAAAGCUAUUCUUAUUCACUACUAAUGCUGCAUCUUCAUAUCUCUUAUAGAGAAGUCGAGGGUACAGGAGGGCUUGGAGUUCUUUGACAUGAUGCUCCAUGAAGGCCUUUUGCUGGAUAUUGGCACCUGCAAUGAGAUCUUCAGAGGCUCUCUGCGACGCAGGAGAGGUGAGAAAGGUGAACGAGUUGGUAACGACAAUGAUAGACCAAAGGAAUUAUUCAUGACCAGUAUUCUUACUGUCGGCUCAUUGAUGGUUAUGGUAAUAUUGGUGAUGCACAAGGUAUUGUCAUUUGUCAAGAUUUAUCAUGACAUGAACUCAGAGUACACUUCGGCUAUACAACAAGAUGAUGGCACAGGAUGAGAAGCUUAUCCGCUCUACAGAUGCGUUUAUGAGGCUGGUGAGAAGAGUCGUUAGAGUAAGGAUUAAUUGUUCCCCUGACACGUAAUCGUGCAGUUAGAUUGUUGAGAAGGGUGGUUGAUGGAAGGAAAGCUGCAGGGAGAAGGCAAAGGAAAAGAAGGUUGUGGCCCUUAUUCAGUAUGUGGAUAUAUGGUGCGUCUGCAUACCUCUUUUACUUAUCAGAAGUUCAGCAAGUGUCCUGUGUACUCAGGAUCCCAUAGUUAAAUUGUUGAGAAGGGUCGUUGAUGGGAGAAAAGCGUUUUGAAGCGGAUAGGCAAAGGAAAAGAAAGAGAGGCUCUUAUCCGGUACUCGAUGCUGCGUCUGCAUAUCUUUUAUAGAGAAGUCGAGGGUACAGGAGGGCUUGGAGUUCUUUGACAUGAUGCUCAAUGAAGGCCUUUUGCUGGAUAUUGGCACCUGCAAUUUGAUCUUUAGAGGCACUCUGCAACACAGCAGAGGUCGGCAAGGCGAACGAGUUGGUAACGACAGUGAUAGACGAAAGGAAUUGUUCGCGAUCAGGAUACAAACUAUAGGCUCAUUGAUGGUUAUGGCAAGGUUGGUGAUGCAGAAGGUAUUGUCAAGAUUUAUCAUGACAUGAACACACUUUGUCUAUGCAACAAGAUGAUGGCACGGGAUGAGAAGCUUAUCCGCUCUGCAGAUAUGUUUAUGAGGCUGGCGAGAAGAGUCAUCAGAGUAAGGACUACUUGUUCCCCUGACACGUAAUCGCGCAGUUAGAUUGUUGAGAAGGGUGGUUGAUGGAAGGCAAAGGGAAAGAAGGUUGUGGCCAUUAUUCAGGGACUACGUGAAUACGUGAUGCGUUUGCAUACCUCUUUUACUUAUCAGAAGUUCAGUUCAAUUACGAUGCGGAACCUGUGCUGGGCAGGCCGGGCCGUAGUAAACCAGCGUCAAGCAUUGGCCCAGCCCACAGCAACCUGUGCAGAACCCGUGCUAAGCUGGCCGGUCCGUUAGCUUAGCUUAGCGUUGUUCUGUUCUGUUCGUUCGUGUCACUGCACACUGCAGUGACAUUUUCACUAGUCCGGUCAGUCAGCGGAUGUCUUUGGGCAUGCCGUUAUCGAUGGCUGAUUCGGCGACACCAUGAUUGCAGGGGAGGCUGGGUCUUGGAGAAUGUCAGUCAGGGACGUGCUCUUCUUCCUUGGUAUCAUUAGUUUCCGUUCUUUCUCUUAUUCGUAGAAACAAUUGUAUGUCAAACCUGAUCUGCUGAUCUCUACUUGUAAUAAAAUGGAGCAGUAAAACUAAACAAUUGCAUGUCAAACCUGAUGUGUUCAUACUAA
This is a messenger RNA of Brachypodium distachyon (stiff brome), 3682 nucleotides long. RefSeq names its product pentatricopeptide repeat-containing protein At1g66345, mitochondrial. Gene Ontology annotation, molecular function: protein binding. The record is from RefSeq and is a predicted model, not a curated record. Bases 181 to 1914 code for a protein of 577 amino acids. The transcript is spliced from 5 exons. Lineage: Eukaryota; Viridiplantae; Streptophyta; Magnoliopsida; Poales; Poaceae.